AUGGCACCCGAACUUCACCGAGCGCAGCGAACUUGCGUAUUCAAACGCUGCCCAGACACAGAAUACGUGUCCCGGAACUCACUGGGAAACCCGCUCAUCUACGCGCUCGAUUUAAAUGACUGGCCCAGUGUUGAAACAGUGGAGCAUGAUAUUCUCCGGCACAUGGGAUAUCUGGACUCAGGCGUGCAAAGUAUCAGCUACCACCUGAUGGGAGAAGUUUGCAGCACGCAGAGGCCGUUAGUAGCGCUUUUCGACGAUGCCGUGCAACAUGCUACGCAGCGACGUAGUAAGGGCGUGAUGCUGCAUCUCCAAAUGGAGAGUGGACAGGUCGCGGCGGCAGUUGAGCCGGGAGAGCCAGGCACUGUUGUCAAGAGCACGCCCCAGCAGACCAGGAUAGAGCUCUCAUUCAAUGAGAGUGGGCACUACGAUCCAAGGACAAAAACUUUGGGCAAUGUGCUCCCCAUAUGCCUGGAACCCGACCCAACUCUACAUUGA
Ramularia collo-cygni is the source of this 495-nucleotide messenger RNA. RefSeq lists its product as uncharacterized. The coding region runs from base 1 to 495 and encodes 164 amino acids. The record is from RefSeq and is a predicted model, not a curated record. The transcript has a single exon. Lineage: Eukaryota; Fungi; Ascomycota; Dothideomycetes; Mycosphaerellales; Mycosphaerellaceae.